Molecule: messenger RNA, 4404 nt
Organism: Balaenoptera acutorostrata (minke whale)
Lineage: Eukaryota; Metazoa; Chordata; Mammalia; Artiodactyla; Balaenopteridae
Product: ras-related protein Rab-7b-like
Exons: 7
Coding region: 326-997 (223 amino acids)
Biological process (GO): phagosome-lysosome fusion; endosome to lysosome transport
Cellular component (GO): lysosome; phagocytic vesicle; late endosome
Molecular function (GO): GTPase activity; GTP binding
Source: RefSeq, a predicted model, not a curated record
CACCCCAGCCCAGCCUCUUUUGCAACUUUCCCAAGUUUGUGCAUGAGAGGGAGAGGAGGAAAACUCAGAAGGAAGUGGCUUAGCCUCAACAAACUCUUUUUUACUCCCAAAGCCUUUUUCCUCUGACCCGGCUGAGACUGCUGCUCUAAGAGGAGACCCCCGACUCAGAGAGAACCCCCGCCUGCCGUCAGAGGCUGAAAGGGCCCUGCAAGCUUUUCUCGGUUCCUGUCUAUUCCAGCAGCCCCAGAGGGUGGAUACAUUUGUCAUUUUCCAAGGCGUGGGAGCACAGAGGGGAGGCUGUGACGUGGGGCUCUGAAGCCCCUCCAUGAAUCCUCGGAAGAAGGUGGACCUCAAGCUCAUCAUCAUCGGAGCCCUGGGUGUUGGAAAGACUUCCCUCCUCCACCGAUUCGUGCACAAGACAUUUUACGAGGACUAUCAGACCACACUGGGAGCCAGCAUCCUCUCCAAGAUUAUCAUACUGGAUGACACAACUUUGAAGCUACAGAUCUGGGACACAGGAGGACAGGAGCGAUUCCGCUCCAUGGUGUCUACAGUCUACAAAGGCUCUGAUGGCUGCGUCCUGGCUUUUGAUGUCACUGACGUGGAGACCUUUGAAGCCCUGGAAACCUGGAGGGGUGAUGUUCUAGCCAAAACCAUUCCAAUGGAGCAGUCCUACCCCAUGGUGGUGCUGGGGAACAAGAUCGAUCUGGCAGACCGGCAGGCCUCGGACCUGGCGGAUCCUAAGGCACUGCAACCUAUGGUUUCACCCAGCAAUUUCCUUCAAGUGAUAUGGAUACCAUGGGUUUGGGCAAAAGCAGUGGAAAGAUUUUGUCAGCCAGAGUGGUUGAACUGUCCUGUAAAGAAUUGUAAGAAGGACUUCCCUGGUGGCGCAGUGGUUAAGAAUCCGCCUGCCGAUGCAGGGACACAGGUUCGAGCCCUGGUCCGGGAAGAUCCCACAUGCCACGGAGCAACUAAGCCCGUGCGCCACUACUACUGAGCCUGCACUCUAGAGCCCAUGAGCCACAACUACUGAAGCCUGCAUGCCACAGCUACUGAAUCCCGUGCGCCUAGAGCCUGUGCUCCGCAACAAGAGAAGCCACUGCAAUGAGAAGCCCGUGCACCACAAUGAAGAGUAGCCCCCGCUCACCACAACUAGAGAAAGCCCUCGCGCAGCAACAAAGACCCAAUGCAGCCAAAAAUAAAUAAAUUUAAAAGUAUAUAAAUUUAUUUAAAAAAAAAGGAUUAGCCAGAAAUAGACUAACAUGGUUGAUAUUCACAUGGGAAUAUCAGUAAUUCCUUUUUUCCCUUCCAGGUUUAUAUAUUUCCCAAGGUUUCUUUAAUAGGUUUGUAAUUUUUAAAUCAUAGAAAACAUUUUUUAAUCCUUAAGCACAGACAUACAUAUUUUAUAUAAUUGCUCUUAAGAAGAAUAAAUUUUAUAUUUUGCUUUCUUUUACUUAUGUUUCCAUAGUUCAAGACUUUUAAAAAUUAUUAUUUAAGAAGCUGCGUAAUAUAAAACUUUUGGAAUGUACAUAAGAAGCUAUUAACAGUAAUUACCUCUGGGAACAGGGACCAGCCCUCACAUUUUAUGCUUUUAUACUUUUUGUACUUUUACCAUGUAUUACUCUUCUAAUAAAUAAAUACUAUUACAUUUUUAUUGAUUAAAAAAAAAUGCAUGUGAGAUGGAAAAGCAUCAUAAAUAAAAGUCUGCAAAGUGGACUAAUUUUGUCAAACAUUUGACCUCUGAUGAACAAGCCAAAUUGUAACAGGGAAAGUAAAAUGUUAAUAGUAUGUUGUCAGCCAAAACAAAAUCAAUGGAAGUAACACUUCAAAAUUUUCAUACUUCCCAUGUCCCCACGGCUGACACCCUGAGUUUAUUUCCACAGUCAGAGCCUAAAUUAUAAAUAGCUGUUAUUUUAUAAAUAAAAGAAGACAAGAUGAUUUUUAACAUCAUGAAGCUGUAACUAGAAUUGGAAGGGAAAAGUGCUGUGUGGGUCAUUUUCUUCGCAGGGCGACAUUCUGAGGUUGAGUGGGAGAGGUGAGGGGAUAUAAAAGGAAUGUUAAUUUGCAACACAAUCUCAACUGACAUUCUAGAGUGUGUAUUUAAUCACUACUCCAUAAAAACCAGACAGAGAAUGAGCCGGGAGAAGUGAGAGAAAAUGUCUGUCAUAACCGGACUCUGGGCAGGCCCAGUCACUGUCAGUGGUAGAGAAGGGACAGAGAGGUCAUCGGGCUGUAGGUGUGGGCUUGUCUUCCUAGCUUUGUCUCCGGGUGACCUUGGGCACCAGUCUGGGCUUCAGCUUCUCAUGCCAUAGCAUAUGAAGACUCUCCCUGCCUCUUGGAGAAUCAGAGGCACUUGACUUCAUUGCAAUUUACUACCAUUUUUCCUGCAACUCCUGAGCACCGAUGAUGUGCCCGGAAAAAUGCUCAUUAGCUGGUGGCCGCGGGGCGGCGGCAGGAUAUAAAGAAGGGGGAGCAAUGAGAAGGGUAAGUCCAGUCCUUGCCCUAAAGUCUUUUUUUUUUAACUUUUUUUCUUUUCUUUUCUUUCUUUCUUUCUUUUAUUUAUUUAUUUUUGGCUGCAUUGGGUCUUCAUUGCUGCGUGUGGGCUUUCUCUAGUUGCGGCGAGUGGGGGCUACUCUUCGUUGAGGUGCGCGGGCUUCUCAUUGCCAUGGCUUCUCUUGUUGCGGAGCGUGGGCUCUAGGCACACCUGCUUCAGUAGUUGUGGCGCACGGGCUUAGCUGCUCCGCAGCAUGUGGGAUCUUCCCGGACCAGGGCUCGAACCCGUGUCCCCUGCAUUGGCAGGUGGAUUCUUAACCACUGCACGACCAGGGAAGCCCACCCUAAGGUCUUUUAAAGAACUUUAAAAGAUGCAAAACCUUUGGGAUUCCAAAGAUGCCAUCAAGGUAUUAUGACAACCUGUUAAUUCCUAAUGAUUAUUUAUUUGUGUGUUACUAGUGAGGAAAAUAAUAAUCAGCCAUGUGGCCAUCCUUGAUUCUUCAUCCAAAUAGUUCAGGAUUUUCCCGGAGCUGUGAGGCUUCUUGGAUGCUCACCAGACCAGGGACAUCUAUGCUCCACAGAAGAGAGCAGUCGUGGCCAGUUCGGGGGCCCCUCGCCCCAAAAGGCAGGAGGACCUUAGAGAUCAGAGGCCAAGACCAGGGCCUGGACUCUCUCCCUGCUCUGCUCAAGUGCAGCAGCUCCGGGGAGACUGAGCGUGGGGGGCCAGAGGUGUCAUCCGGGCUCCCCAAAGGGCAGACUGCUUAGCUGACCCCAGUUUCUCCCCUCCAGUCUUAGGAAGCGAGCCUCACAAUACCAGAGCAAUGCCACUGGACAACAGAGGCUUUGUGAAAGAGAGCCAUGAGCCCCUGGGCCCUGCUGCCACUCCUGAGGCCGGGACAGCAAAGGCCAAAGAGACAGGGGACAGUGAUGGUUCCUUUAAUCCCAGUAAGCUAGACUUCCCAGAACCUGCAGGAGACAAUUUGACAAGGAACAGUCUCAGAUCUCCCCCUGGCUGCCCUGGGUUCAGGGAAAGGGGCAGAAUGAUUCUUUCUCCAGGAGAAAAACCUUGGCUCCCUUAAAGUGAAAUAAUGGUUAUAAAGUAUCAGGCACAGCAAAUAUCAAUAUAUGGUCAUUCCCUCUUCCCCAAAAUAAUUGAUUAGACUAAACUCAGUUGAACCAAUUGUCUUUGGAAGUAACCCACAGGGCUGCCAGAACAUUCUCCAAUCUAACAUCCUCAAACUGUGACUGGUGUUUGCAUUUGGGUAGAGACGUAUUCAUUCAGCCUGUACUGAGUGGCUCAUGGUGCCAGGCCAAGAGCUAAAAGUCCUGACCCUGAGUUCAAGAAACCUGCAGUCCGGUGGGAGAGACAGAACAGCAGCACAAUUCUUGUGCAGUGCCCUGAAGAGGGCAGCGCAGGUGCCAUGGGAGCACUGAGCUGUGGCUGGCUGCAGCCUUUCUUAGCUGUGUGAUCUGAGGCAAGCUGCGGAAACUCCCUGAGGCUCAGUGUUCUUAUCUAUAAAGUGAAGCUAAAAAGACCCAUUUCACAAGGUUGUUAGAGGAUUAAGUGAGUAAAUAUGAUCAGAUGUCUAACCUAGUAUCUGGCCCAGAGUGGGAGCUUACCAACUGUUCCAAAGACUCUACCCUGGGGAAGAAGGGUUAACAGGGACCUGAGUCUCUGCCCAGCAGCGUGGGCCUGGUCAGCCAGCUCAGGAGAAGGAAGCCCUCCCUCCCUGGCUAGUGUCUGUUAUGUCCACCUCCCUUUGAAGGGACUGAGGAAGGAGUCAAUGGCAGUAGGAAGCUCCUAGUGUAGACCUUAAGAAGAUGGGAUAGUGCAGAGGGCUCUAAUUCUGCCAAGGCUGUAUUCAAGCCCUGCUCAGCCCCACACACUCCAGUCCUCGGUCUCCUCGUGUG